AUGGCUCUCUGCGCCACCCUCCCUCUCGCUCGCUCCGCGCGGUCCUUCACAACCCGCGUGGCCCAGAUCCAGUUCCAGCUGUUCCAGCGCGGAAUCAAGACUACCACCCCCGCGCAGGUUGCACCUAGCCUUGUAGCUAGAGAUGGGGGCAACCAGGAGCCGCCGCAGUGCGGUAUCAAUGUCGACACGCCUGUGCGGAUGGAUACUGCAUCUCCGCCGCCGCCGGGAGACGACUUUCCCGUCGCGAUGAUCGGAGCGGGUAACAUCAUGUUCGGCUCAAAGGCCGGGCCGUGGAACCACUCCUUCCGCAUCGAGCACAAGCUCGGCCCCCGCCUCAAGGUCGCAGCUCUGAUCGACCCGGACGAAGCGCGCGCCAAGGCCGUCCUCGCAACCAAGUGCGCUAGUUUCGUCAACUCAGCGUACAAGGACACGCAAGUGUUUCCUAACCUUGGUGAAUAUGUCAAGUCGAUCGAGGCGGGGGGGCCUGAUCCUCGAGCAAUCAUCGUCGGCACGCCGCCCGAGUUCCGCGGCGGCGUCACUGGCGGACGUAACCUCGAGCUUGAGCUCCUCAAGUACUUCCCUAGCGUCGGGUACUUUAUCGAGAAGCCUGUGUCGACCGCCCCGAUCGGUGAGGUCAAGGAGGUUGCGGCUCAGCUCGCCCAGAACAAUAACGUCGUCAGCGUCGGAUACAUGCUUCGAUACCUGCGUUGCGUGCAGAAGAUGAAGCAGAUCAUCCACGAUAACAAGUUGACGAUCAUGGCCACGAAUGCGCGUUACUCCGCCGCGUACCAGUCGAUCGACAAGCCCGCGUGGUGGGACAAGUCGAAGGACAUGGGCCCGGUCAUCGAGCAGGGCACGCACUUCUGCGACCUGUCGCGCUACUUUGGCGGUGACGUAGACAUCCCGACCGUGGUAGCUUACAGCGUCGAAAACGACGAGGCGGCGGGCAAGCUCUCGGCCAUUCCGGUCAACGAGGACGCCAUUCCUCCUGACCAGCGGAUUCCGCGCAUAACCUCGGCCGUGUGGAAGUACGUCAACGGUGCCGUAGGGAGCUUCACGCACACGGUCGCGCUGCAGGGCACGCUGUAUGACUGCGAGCUCGAGAUCUGGGCCGACGGAUACCACAUGCGACUGAUUGAUCCGUACAAUGCGCCACAGCUGCUCGUGCGUCGGCCGGGUGAUGACCACUCGGAACUGCAUCAGUUCAACGACGACGACCCGUUCUUUUCCGAGAUGAGCUCGUUUAUUGACGCCGUCGAGGGCAAGCCGGGCGCCCAUAUCCUCAGCUCGUUCGAGGACGCCACCAAGACGUACGAGCUCACGUGGGCUAUCAGGCUUGCGUCCGAGAAGAGCGCUGAGGCCCGCCGGGCGGCAGGCAAGGCGUAG
Cutaneotrichosporon cavernicola is the source of this 1386-nucleotide messenger RNA. RefSeq lists its product as uncharacterized. Gene Ontology annotation, molecular function: nucleotide binding. The transcript has 5 exons. The record is from RefSeq and is a predicted model, not a curated record. The coding region runs from base 1 to 1386 and encodes 461 amino acids. Lineage: Eukaryota; Fungi; Basidiomycota; Tremellomycetes; Trichosporonales; Trichosporonaceae.